AUGCCAAUCCGUGCUCCCAAUAUAAGAAUUAUGCCAGCCUCCGGAAGACCUGAAAGUAACCCAGACUACGAGCCCAACAUCCCUGAGCCCACAUGCAGAGCUGAUCUUCUGAAAUACUGGAUUAGCCUUUCCCUGGAUGACAAGACAGCCAAUAAAACGCUGUGGAUAACAGAGGGUGGAUCCAAGGCGUCACGCAUGACCGAUGAUGUCACUUGUCCCGUCCUGGACACGCCAGAAAGAUAUGAGCAUGUCCCCCAGGUUCUUUGCAAAGAAGGCAUCUCGGGCUUCCGAGCUUACUGGGAGGUGAACAAUUCAGGAUGGGUGAUCAGCGGAGUCGCCUAUGAACGGGCUGGGAGGAGGGGAUGCGACGGACAGUGCGGGUUGGGAGAAAAUGAACAGUCCUGGGGUCUUGGGUGGGGUGGAUCCCACUACCAGCUGUGGUUCAAUGGCAAUAAUACAGAAAUCUGGAAUAUUCCCCAGUACACCACCAUCGGGGUCUACCUUGACCAUCCAGCUGGUGUACUCAAUUUUUACGGCAUUGAAAAAGCAGAGGAGGGCGAGGGGAGCGAAGCCAGGAAGGAGAUCCAUCUGCUGCAGAAGAUUAAGAGCUCCUUCAAGGGGAGAAUGUUGCCAGGUUUCUGGGGUGGCGGGGAGGCUAGAGGCGAUUUAGAAAGGUCACAAGUUUCAUCACAGGGCACACCAAAAGCAAACCCUGCAGAGGAGGGUAAGGGUGAGCUGGAGGCUCAGUGCGGGAAUGUGACCAUCCACUGCAUGCACAUGUGA
Molecule: messenger RNA, 783 nt
Organism: Cyclopterus lumpus (lumpfish)
Lineage: Eukaryota; Metazoa; Chordata; Actinopteri; Perciformes; Cyclopteridae
Product: stonustoxin subunit beta-like
Exons: 6
Coding region: 1-783 (260 amino acids)
Source: RefSeq, a predicted model, not a curated record